This is a messenger RNA of Callithrix jacchus (white-tufted-ear marmoset), 512 nucleotides long. Lineage: Eukaryota; Metazoa; Chordata; Mammalia; Primates; Cebidae. The record is from RefSeq and is a predicted model, not a curated record.
AUGAGCCACACUGUCCAAUCCUUCUUCACUCCCGCCAGCACCAGCCGUCCACCCAACUAUGAGAUGCUGAGGGAAGAGCAUGAGGUGGCUGCGCUGGGGGUGCCCCACAACCCAGCUCCCCUGACAUCCACUGUGAUCCACAUCCACAGCGAGACCGCUGUGCCCGACCAUGUCGUCUGGUCCCUGUUCCACACCCUCUUCAUGAACUCCUGCUGCCUGGGCUUCAUAGCGUUCGCCUACUCUGUGAAGUCUAGGGACAGGAAGAUGGUUGGUGUCCUGACCAGGGCCCAGGCCGAUGCCUCCACCGCCAAAUGCCUGAAAAUCUGGGCCCUGAUCAUGGGCAUCAUCAUGACCAUUCUGCUGAUCAUCAUCCCAAUACUGAUUCUGCAAGCCUAUCAAUAGAUCGAGAGGAAUCAUCCAGGCCAGGGGCUCUGCCCGUGACCUGUUCCCCACAUACUCCACCUUCCAUUCCUCACCCUGCCCCGAGCCAAGUCCUGUAUCAGCCCUUUGUC